This is a messenger RNA of Rhizophagus irregularis DAOM 181602=DAOM 197198, 1338 nucleotides long. RefSeq lists its product as uncharacterized. NCBI's taxonomy places the organism in Eukaryota, Fungi, Glomeromycota, Glomeromycetes, Glomerales, Glomeraceae. Gene Ontology annotation, molecular function: oxidoreductase activity. The record is from RefSeq and is a predicted model, not a curated record.
UUUUUUUAACUAUUUUUGCUUUCCUUUUUCCUUUUUUUUUUCAAAAAGAAAAAAAAAAAAUUUAAUAAUUUAUAAUUAAUUAAUUUAAUUAAUAAUGUCCACUAUAACUACUAUAACUGUUGCAGUUUCUGUCAUCAUUCUUGGUGGUUUUUAUUAUUUUUUACCCGACUUUUUUCCUAUAAUUGUAGCUGUCGUGGGUGGUUCUUGGUUCAAGCAUCUUUAUCUCGAUAAAAAUAAAAAAAAAACGGUUCUUAACCCCGAAAAAUGGCAAAAUUUCACCCUUGUAGAAAAAACUAAAGUCAGUCAUAAUGUCGCAAUAUAUCGAUUUAGACUUCCUAAUCCUGAUGAUGUUCUUGGACUUCCUAUCGGGCAGCAUAUUUCAGUUCAAGCUGAAAUUAAAGGUAAAAAUAUCAUAAGAAGUUAUACUCCAACUAGUUCUGAUGAUGAUUUAGGACAUUUCGAUUUAGUCGUAAAGACUUAUCCUAAUGGAUCUAUAUCUAAAUUUAUCGGAGAACUUGUAGUAGGACAAGAAAUUUCUGUAAAAGGACCAAAAGGUCAAUUUAAAUAUAGACCUGGUCUAGUUAGAGCUUUUGGAAUGAUAGCUGGUGGUACUGGUAUAACACCAAUGUUACAAAUCAUUCGAGCAAUAACAAAAAAUCCUAAUGAUAAAACAACUAUCAAUUUGAUUUUUGCAAAUCAAACAGAAGAUGAUAUCUUAUUAAAAAAAGAAUUGGAUGAACUUAGUGCUAAUCACAAAAAUUUUAAUGUUUAUUAUUCCUUGGACAGGCCACCAGUAGGUUGGACUGGAGGAUCUGGUUUUGUUACUCCUGAAGUUAUAAAGGAAUAUUGUCCACCUCCAGCUGAUGAUAUAAAAAUUUUACUUUGUGGUCCAAUUCCCAUGGUUUCUGUAAUGGCAAAACAUUGUGAAGCUUUAGGUUAUAAAAAACCCAGAGCUAUUUCUAAAUUAGAGGAUCAGAUCUUUAAAUUCUAAGGAAAAAAAAAAAUGAUUCUUUUUUAUGAGUGAAAUUUUAACCGAACGAUAAUCUAAAUUAAUUAUUUAAAGAUUCUUGUUAAUUAGUAUAAAGAAUUUUCUAUAAUAUAAUGAGAAUAAAUAUAUAAACUUUUUGAUGAAUUUUUCACAUUUAUACUUUGUGAAAAAAUAACUAACUUAAUCCAACAUGAUAAAAAAGAAAAAUAUUAUAUAUAAUCUUUAGUCAAUGGUUAUUAUUAUAAUUAUCGCUGAUAUUAUAAACUACAUUGCUACAUUGCCUUUUUAAUACCUACAUCAAUUCUAAUUUCUUACCAUUUCGUUGCAUAAUUAAUUAAUUAAUUAAUUAA